UUUUAAGGGUUUUAAAAACCUUUAACUGGUAUACAACCUUUAGAUUAUGUUCUUUACACUCUUUACAGAAUCAUCUACUAAAAGAUUACACAUAGUAAAGGUCCCGGCAGAGCAAAUGAGUCAUAGCAUCAGAUAGGUACUGUAAUGUACUCAGAUCAAUGACAUCUCAUAGUUUUACAUGAAUGUCAAAUUCCAUGUUAUCUGAAAUAUCAGUAGUCAUGAAAUUAGUCUCAUGUCUUUAUGACAUUUAUCUCCCCUCGUAAAGAAAUCUCAGAACACGUCCUCAACCCAUUCUGAGAAUAUAAAGUGGCCCUGCCUGAGCCACCUUCACUGUAUCUGUAUAGCAUUACAAAAGGUCUGUGACCGUGAUUGAAGGUGUGGUAAAUCUGCUAUAAAGCAGCUCACCUGCAGAAUAUGAAGCCCUGCUGAAAACACUCCAGCCUUCUUUGACUUCUGCUGAGUAACCUUCGGAUUCCCGACAGCUUUGUUUGAGGGACGCUGCACACAGGAUUGUUUGUGAUUCAAGACGGCAGAGAAGUCUGUGAAAAAUGAAGCUGUCGCAUAGUAUCCAGUUACUCCUGCUCUCCUGUGUCUGCAGUAUCUACUGUACUGACGCAGUCAUCAUUCAGUCCAAUCCAUCAGCAAAUGGGAGCUCCAUUGUGACAGAAGUGAGUAAGACUGUGACUCUGAGCUGUGUGGUUCAGGGCACUGCUGAUGGAGAAGAACUGCAGUGGUACCGCAAUGGAGCACUAGUGAGCCUCAAAGAUGAAAACCGUCUGGAACAGAGUCACCUGUGUAUACAGCCCACCACCACAGACGAUAAUGGAGCCCUCUUCUCCUGCCAGCUAAAAACCAACGCUACCAGGAAAGCCUCCAUCCAGCUGGUGGUCAUGCAUGCCCCUGACCUGAAUGGAAGUGAGGAGCUGUGGGCAGAAGAGGAAAGUGACAUUGUUUUAUCCUGUGAUGUCCAUGCUUAUCCUCCAGUAACUGUAGUCUGGAAGAAGGAUGGUGCUCUUCUGGAUCUUUCCUCCAGUGCAUACCACACCAGCAACAACGGCAUUACUGCUACGCUCACCCUCUCCAAUGUUAAACGUGAAGAACAUGAGGGCCUGUACAUCUGCGAGGCAACCUCCUCCCACUAUGGAGUCAAGAGCAAGAGUUUUAUUAUCACUGUUGAUGACAAAGUAAUGAAGUUCCCACUGGGGCCCACGAUUGCCGGCCUGGUGGUGGUGGUCUUGACAAUCGUGCUGGCUAUUUUUUCCAGAUGGGGAAAAGUUACAAAGUGCUUUAAAAAAGAUCACCAUUAGUGAGCCACCAUCUCAGGAAUUUAAACCACAGCCGUUGAACUCGGAGGAAUACCAGACCAGAUCUGCUGGAAUGCAAGUUACAGUUACUGUAUAACAACACUCAAUAACAAAUGGGACAUUCUCUAAACAAAACAUCUCAAAUGAAAAUCUUACAUGCCUAAUUAAAGAGUGAAAGCACACACUGUCUGCACUGAGCUUUGAGGAACACGAUGAAACAAACCAUAAAAGUUGGGAAGGAACGUCUUUUUAUUCUUGUAAACCUUGUGCAUCCACAGACAAAAGACAUUGUAAAUUUGUUCCCUGAGGCUUGUUAAAAAAGGUGUUAUACAUUGACUGCUGCUGCAUAAAAAAAUAGUGCCACACCUGGCACGUUCAUUGCCUUGUAUCUAAAUGGCAAUAUAUGUCAUGGCAAUAUAAGCCCAUUAAAAAGAACUGCCAACAAUGACAAA
Molecule: messenger RNA, 1756 nt
Organism: Pygocentrus nattereri (red-bellied piranha)
Lineage: Eukaryota; Metazoa; Chordata; Actinopteri; Characiformes; Serrasalmidae
Gene: tmigd1
Product: transmembrane and immunoglobulin domain containing 1
Exons: 6
Coding region: 549-1307 (252 amino acids)
Biological process (GO): cell-cell adhesion
Cellular component (GO): cell-cell junction
Molecular function (GO): cell adhesion molecule binding
Source: RefSeq, a predicted model, not a curated record